AUGGCGUCAAAGAGCGAGGACUUGAAAGUGAUCCGGUGUACUUAUUUUGAGCUAAAACAGGUCGCAGACUCUUUGGAAAAGCCUCGAGGUAAGUCUAGAAAGGGUUCAAGGACUACAGCUACGAGUCCUGUCAAGAAAACAGCGGAACGUUCCCGCGAUGAGGUGAAAACCAAUGUCAAAAAGACCUCUUGUGGAGACAGGGAGCGUGAAGUACAUGCACGUCAGAGUAAACCGUUGCCUGAUCAAACACGCAACGGAAAGGAUACGGCGCGUGAAAAGCUAUCAGGAAGCCCUAAAAAGAAACCUUCAGCUAAAAAGACAGCUACGAAGGAACAAAACCGUGGUAUUAUUAAUAAGAACGGGUUGAUCACAACAGUUGGGAAUGCUGGACGUGUUACAUCACCUAGUAAAAGUGUUAGAUUUGAUGUUGAAAAUGCGAAGGAAUCUUCUGGAAUUGAAGACGAUAUCAGCGAAUAUGAUAGAGGUUUGAUUUUACCAAACAGAUUGCUUUAUGACCCAUCAAAUAGCGAGGAUAACAAGGGUACUGUUGAUGAUAAAACACCUGGUCAGGAUCUUGUUGAUAUGAUGGACAAACUACAUACUGGUCAGAGCCCUGCUCGUAGAAAUAUUGGCCCAAAAUCAAACCCAACGAAAUCACCAAAUCAAGCAAAUCCAAGAAAGGUGAACAAAAAAAUUGCUGAAACACUUCUAACAGAUGCCGGUUACCUUGAGGCGGAUCUUGAUAACCUCUUGUCACGCCGAAUCAACUCCAAAGAGCAAUUGGAUCGUGUAACAAAUUUGUGCUUGCAGAUCCAGGAAAAGUGUAAGACAAUUAUGGAGACUGAUCUGUAUGUGUUUACUACGAAAGAAGUUUAUCUUUUGCUCUGGAGAUCCGGCAUUUACCAACUCAUUGAACGUUUGCGAGCACUACAGAAGUCGGAAGGAGACGAGAACUGGUCAAGUGACGUAACCUGCAUGUUGCAAAGGUUCCUUGACACCACAAAUGGUUUUGUAAAUGGUUUAAUUACAAGUCUUGAAGACAAAAAUGAGUUUUCAUUGAAGAGCUUUCUUGAUGCACCAAAUCAGUUUGAUAACAGCAGUCGUUCGGUGAAAAUGGCUCUGUUAAGUUGCCAUCAUUUCAUGAUUUUCCUUGGCGACAUUGAAAGAUACCAUCAAAACCUUUCCUCGUCCAAAGAAUGGAGCGUUGCACGUUCGUGUUACCUCAAAGCCAUCAAAAUUGCUCCAAGGAAUGGCAAACCGUACAACCAGCUAGCGGUGAUUGCUGUGUACGCCAAGCGACGUCUGGACUCUGUGUAUUACUAUGUCAGAAGCCUGUGUGUCAGUAAUCCCAUCAUGACAGCCCGGGAAAAAUUACACGCGAUUUACGACGACGUGCAACGCAAGGCGUACGACUUGCAUGCCUCGGUUCAAAUGGAAAAGGAAAGGCAAGCUCAUGAGAAUGAACGAACACGAGAUAUGAUGGCUUCCUGUGGUCCAGGGCGCCGACGGCACAAUAGUGGUUCGGGGGUGCAAGACAGAAAAACGAUGGAGAAAGGACGACAUGAGUUGUGGGUGUUUUAUCAGAGUGGCACCCGCAGGGAAUAUCUGUUUACGCCAACAGGAAUGAUCAAAGGACAGCAGAAUCAAAUUGAAGCAAACGAAAGAAAAGAUAAAACAACCUCGAAAAUAUCUUUGAACGAGAUCAGCAAGCAAUUCGAAAUCUUCUUUUUGUUUUGCCAUGCUAUGCUUUAUUCAAAAAUUGGAAUCGAUCAUUUCUUGGAAAAUCAUUACAAAACGUUGGGAUUAUUCCGUACUCUGUUGCGUCAUCCAAGAAAUUCGGCGGUGAAAAUGAAGAGGCUGGUGGAAAUAAUGGCCAUCAAUAUGUUCGAAAUUGAAAAUCUCGCAGACGAAGAUCAUGGUCAGUUCAUGGAGGGGACACCCCUGGAUCUUGCGCUCAACCUUGGCUGUGAAAUGUCGCUGUGUUUGUGCAAAGCGAUCUCUGAUAUCAUCAUCACGUCCUCAGAAAACAGCUCAGGUCAAGAUAUCUCUCAGUUGCCUGGUUUAACCAGUUACCUUCCUGCGAUCAAAGUUUGGUUUGAUUGGAUCCAGAUUAAUAUUUCUUUGCUGAGAUCAUCUUCUAUAAGCAUAAAAGAAGAGUUUUGGAGCAGCAUCGCUAGUCUACUAAAUAAUUUGAAAGGAAUUUUUGGCUCGGAGAUAUCAGCAAGUGAGAUUACACCAGGUGAAGUAGUCCUGACACUACCCGAAGAUGAUCAUCUCAGUGGUUUUAAACCGCUGGCGGAAGCUGUAAAACCAUGCACAAAAGUUGGGCCUGACUUAGAAAAGGAAAUAGUUUGCAGUCGACUCAGAACCGAGGCUCUACUAUCGAUUGCCCAGUUCCUUUGUGAGUUUGAAGAUUUACCACUAAGAUUUGAUGAGGAUUCUCAACAGUAUUACGUCACAGCAAUAAUAGCAACAUCCGAGAUGAGCCAGGCGACUGGGAACGAGAUUGAUGAGGCUGACAUUGAUGAUGACGAUGAUGAUGAUGUCAUUGUUGAAAGCGUUGAAGAUAUCGACUCAGACUCAGAAUUGCCAAGCCACGUUCAGGAGCUUAAGGCGAAAAAAGACGCGUUGACAAAGGAGAUUUUGAACCAGAAACAGAGAGAGGAAGAAGCUCAGGCAGUCUUGGUCGAGCACUCGAACAAACCAACCUUGGUACUGGAGAUCAACCCGCAAUAUCUUGUGCCUGAUACAAACUGUUUCAUAGAUCAUCUGCAUGAGUUGCAGUAUAUCGUCGAGUCCAGAUAUUUCACCGUUGUUAUGCCGCUAGUCGUGAUAAAUGAACUCGAUGGUCUUGCGAAAGGUUUUUCGGACGCAGAGCAACAACACCGUGCUGAUUUCGUCGCAAAUCAAGCAAGAGCUGCAGUGGACUUCUUGGAAUAUCGUUUCAGUCUGUCGGACUCUCAAAUGCUGGCGUUGACAAGCAAAGGAUCCGUUUUGACGACCAUUGCAUUUCGUAUCGAAGAACCGACGGCUGGAAGAGGUAUAAAUGAUGACAUCAUUUUAAAUUGUUGCACACAUUAUUGUGACGCGAAGAUGGACGUAGUUAACAAACUCGCUACAGCCGACCAGCCGUUCACUGUAAGACGUAAAGUCGUUCUGCUCACGGAGGACCGAAACCUUCGUUUGAAGGCGCAUGUGCAGAACAUCCCCGUUGUUACUGUUCCACAGUUCCUGGAAAUGAUCGUUCCGUAAACGCCCUUACAACAAACGCUUUCCAAGAAAAGACGGAUUCAUCAGAUGCAGGCUUGCGUCUCACAAGCCCUGGGAAGAACCUCAAGGCCAAAGAGACUUCGAAGUAUUGUUUAACAGGAUCUCCUUAUGUCCUGAAUACGAAGAAAGGCUGCGGCAAGGAUUGCCAAGAAAUGCAAGUUAAAAAAA
Molecule: messenger RNA, 3438 nt
Organism: Dendronephthya gigantea
Lineage: Eukaryota; Metazoa; Cnidaria; Anthozoa; Malacalcyonacea; Nephtheidae
Product: telomerase-binding protein EST1A-like
Exons: 18
Coding region: 1-3252 (1083 amino acids)
Biological process (GO): nuclear-transcribed mRNA catabolic process, nonsense-mediated decay
Cellular component (GO): telomerase holoenzyme complex
Molecular function (GO): protein binding; telomeric repeat DNA binding; telomerase RNA binding
Source: RefSeq, a predicted model, not a curated record